This is a messenger RNA of Camelina sativa (false flax), 1514 nucleotides long. RefSeq lists its product as uncharacterized. Lineage: Eukaryota; Viridiplantae; Streptophyta; Magnoliopsida; Brassicales; Brassicaceae. The record is from RefSeq and is a predicted model, not a curated record.
CAAAUUGCUCUCUUUUAGCUAUAUUAUAGAUUUCACAACUCUCUCUCUCUAAAAUUUUCUCUGCCUUCUCUCUAAGCUUUCUUAAGCUUUUGUAAAACUUUGCAGGAAUUAUUAACGCCGUCCCUUUGAUAGGGCUUUAAGAACUUCUCUCUCAAAAAGGGAUUGUCUCUAAUUGAGCAGAGCUUCCGUCCGAAGAUUUCUCCUUGUUCUGUCGGCUUUGAGUAUCACAUCUCUCUCUCUCUUCUAUUAGCUGUUCUGGGUCUCAAUACUUCGUGUUCACAAAACCAGAAGAUUGCUGAGUCAGUACAUCUGUAGCUCUUCAUAGCUUUGAUUUGGUGCUAUGGUCUCUUCUAAAGGUGUAGAAAUGGAUCUAGAUAAAGCAAUUUACGAGAUGUCAUUAGAAGACAAACCUCUAGUUCUUUCUGAUCAAGCGAAAUUCUGUUCUAUGGAAAAGAAUUACUGUAGUAUUCUGGGCAGGUUCUUAAAUCCUAGUAAUCAGAGGAUGUCUAAUUGGAUAUUAGAUAUGCCCAGAAUCUGGAGGAUUCAGAAUAGAGUUCGUGGUGUGGCUUUAUCUCAGGAAAAAUUCCAGUUUUUUUUCAAAUCAGAGGAUGAUUUAGAGGAUAUCCUAAAAGCAGGAGUCUGGACACAAGAUGAGUGGUGUGUCGUAAUGGAAAGAUGGAGUGUAAAACCAUCAACUGAUCAUCUAAUGUUUCUUCCAGUCUGGAUCCGUCUGAGAAAUAUUCCGGUAAAUUACUACACAAAGGAGACAAUUCAGGAAAUAGCGGAAUGUGCCGGUAAAGUGUUACAGGUGCUGUUUGACUCUGAAAAAUCUCAAGCUCAAGACUAUGUGCGAGUUAGAGUUCUACUUGAUGUCAGAAAGCCUCUAAGAAAUUCAAAGGAAGUUCAACUUCCGUCUGGAGAACUAGUUUUAAUAAGCUUUGAUUAUGAAAGGAUCCGAAAAAGAUGUUUUCAGUGUCAAAGGUUGACACAUGAAAAAACUGUAUGUCCUUUUAAUUACUCAUCAGAGGUAGGAAAUCAUCCAUCCACAUCAAAGAGCUUGGAUAAGCAGAAAGGUUUGCUAAUUCAUGAAUCAGAUCAUGAUGUUUCUCAACAAGCUCCUCCUAAACUGCUAGCUGAUGCUUUAAAAGAACCUUCAUUUCAGAAUCAGUUAGUCUCUUUGAAGAAAAAGAAUGAUGAUAUCUUUUCAGGAUUUUCAGAUGUUUCCUUUUCCUCGGGAUGUAACCCUGGUGUUUUUGAAGCUAGUUCAUCGGGAUUAAGUGUCAAACAGAAAAACCCUCAAAAAAGAAAAUCUCCUUGCAUCAAAAAAGACAAAGCAACAAAGGAUAUGGUUGAAGAACAAAAGGUUAGUACUAAUGAAAAGCAGCCGGAUAAAGUUUGUAAGAGGAAAACUCUGAUAGUAAGAAAUACGUCAUACAAAUGCCUUAAGCUGGACAAAAACACGGUGGUUCCAGAGGAACCACCGAUGUAUGAGUAAGGCAUAUUAAGUUGGAAUU